AUGGGGCUGGAGGAGGCGCGCGAGCUGGAGUGCGCGGCGCUGGGCGCGUUGCUGCGGGAGCCGCGGGAGGCCGAGCGCACACUGCUGCUCGACUGCCGCCCCUUCCUGGCCUUCUGCCGGCGCCACGUGCGCACCGCGCGGCCCGUGCCCUGGAACGCGAUGCUGCGGCGCCGCGCGCGCGGUGCUCCCGCCGCCGCCCUGGCCUGUCUGCUGCCCGACCGCGCGCUGCGGGCGCGCCUGGCCCGCGGGGAGCUGGCGCGCGCUGUGGUGCUGGACCAGGCCGGCGCCUCGCUGGCCGCGUUGCCACCCGACUGCCCGGCCCGUGUGCUGCUGGCCGCGCUGUUGCACGAGACCCACGGGGGGCCCACCUCCGUGUGCUUCCUUCGAGGAGGCUUCGAUGCCUUCCAGGCCUGCUGUCCCGACCUGUGCUCUGAGUCUCCUGCCCCAGCAACGGCCCCCGCUGGGGCAGAAAACAGCCGCUCAGACCCCAGGGCUCCCUUCUAUGACCAGGGUGGCCCGGUGGAGAUCUUGCCCUACCUGUUCCUGGGCAGCUGCAGCCACUCAUCGGACCUGCAGGGGCUGCAGGCCUGUGGCAUUACCGCUGUGCUCAAUGUCUCCGCCAGCUGCCCCAACCACUUUGAGGGCCUCCUUCGCUACAAGAGCAUCCCGGUGGAGGACAACCAGAUGGUGGAGAUCAGUGCCUGGUUCCAGGAGGCCAUAGGCUUCAUUGACUCUGUGAAGAACAGUGGGGGCCGGGUGCUGGUGCACUGCCAAGCUGGCAUCUCCCGCUCUGCCACCAUCUGCCUGGCAUACCUCAUACAGAGCCAUCGUGUGCGGCUGGAUGAGGCCUUUGACUUUGUUAAGCAACGCCGGGGGGUCAUCUCCCCCAAUUUCAGUUUCAUGGGGCAGCUGCUACAGUUUGAGACUCAGGUGCUGUGUCACUGAGGCAGGGCUGAGGUGCAUACAAUCUUGGGUUCCAGGGGAGCCGACCUGGGACAGCUGUGCUCCCUUCAGGGCCUCACCGUCCCCCCUUGGAGUUUGGAAAGCCCCCAGGAGGGGGCGCUGGAAAUACAGGAAUGCUGGACUCUCACCUGGUGCUCUUUUGCUAGGGGUCUGAGGGCUGGCCUUCAUUUGGGGACAAGAGUGAGGGUUUUUGUCUACUCCUUGCUCCCCCACCCUCUGGCAGAAACUAAUUGGACUCUACACCCAUGGAUCCAGUGGGCCCACCACUGUGUUGAAGCCCUUGGCGCCUGAGAGCCCAAGGAACAAGCUGUGACAACCAGGAGCCCCACCUGGGGACGGUGCACCCCGGAGCCUGGAGCCCGAGCCCUGUGCUCCUAAGGCAGGGCUCCAGGAACUGCUGCCUCCUUGUGUGUGUAUUUGAGCAUUUCACGCCACUGUUGGUGCUGGAAAGUUAUUUGUGUUUAACUGACAUUUAACACUCCCUCCCCUACUUCCUCCCAGCCCUGUGGGCGGUGGCUGGAAAGUUAGCACUUUAUAUUUAUACAGAACCUUGAGGAUGUGUCAAUAAAAUAUUGUUUUGUUUAAAAAAACAACUUUUCAAGCAUCUGGUCUCAAGUCAAUGUCCAGGGAAAUGCUCAAAAGCCGUUUCUUAAUCAGAGCUCACCUUUCCUUGUGCCUCGGGGCCUGGGAAACAGAAGGAGGAAGGGGCAUGUGUACCCUCCCUGGCAGGAGGUGCCCUCUGGGCCUCAGCUCGCCCGUGCUGGUGGCUUUUCCGUGUCAUUCUGUCUCAGCUGAAAGAGUUGGUUUCUGAGAGACAGGCUCCAACCUUAUUCCUGUCAUAGGCAUUGGUUCUGUGGGGAAAAGGCUGUGUCCAUGAUUCAGAAUAGGCCCCGUGCUGCCCUGGUCAGACCCCACUUCCUUUCUGGAGCAUGUGGACAGGUGUGUGUGUACGCACACCCAUGUAUGUGGCUGCCCUAUGGGUGUGGGUGUCUUGGCCUGCGUGCACCUACAUGUCACAUGCUUGGGUGUUCAUCCCUGUGUGUGUUUGUGUGUGGCU
Messenger RNA from Molossus molossus (Pallas's mastiff bat), 2020 nucleotides. It is a transcript of the gene DUSP2, whose product is annotated as dual specificity phosphatase 2. Lineage: Eukaryota; Metazoa; Chordata; Mammalia; Chiroptera; Molossidae. The coding region runs from base 1 to 945 and encodes 314 amino acids. The transcript has 4 exons. Gene Ontology annotation, biological process: endoderm formation; negative regulation of MAPK cascade; protein dephosphorylation. Gene Ontology annotation, molecular function: MAP kinase tyrosine/serine/threonine phosphatase activity; protein tyrosine/threonine phosphatase activity. Gene Ontology annotation, cellular component: cytoplasm; nucleus. The record is from RefSeq and is a predicted model, not a curated record.